AUGCUCACAACGAAUAUCGAGAACAACUCUUUCCUUUCAGUAUUCCUGCCAAUGGCAAUGCAUGACUCCGCUCUGUUAAACGCUUUAAUUGCGUGGUCAUCAUCUCACCUUUCAUUGCGAGAUCCUGCGUUUCAACAAGUUGCCAUGCAAAACAGGCUUACGGCCCUUCAGGACCUAAGGCUCUCGCUUGAGUCUAGCCCGGAGAAUGUGGAGAGUAAUCUCGCAAUUACAUUGGUGCUCUGUUCCAUGGAGAGUAUCAUGGCUGAUAACGAAAAGGCAUGGUAUCUCCAUCUCAUGGGAGCCGCAGGAAUUAUCUCAUCUCGCACGUGCAUUGAAUCUGAGUUCAAUGAAACGAAUUCUGCAAAGCUUCUCCAGUCUUUUGAUGAUGCUCAUACAGGACGUUGGCUUCUUCGCAAUUUCGCCUACCAUGACAUACUCAUGGCAGUGGCUUUGGACAGAGAGCCUCUGCUACCAUCGCAUCACUUUGUUCAACUUGACGAAGGUCCAGUGGCCGAUUCAUAUUUUGGGUUGGCUUCUGAGAUCCUGAAUAUCCUUUAUCGAAUUACAUCCCUGAAUCAGCAAGUCAAAUCUCUACAAAAGAGUCAUUCGGGUACAGCAGGUUGUGAUUUACUUGGGCUCGACACAGGUGACUACGCCUAUUCCCAACGGAGCAUUUCAUCGAUCCUGUCUGAGGUAGCGUCCACAUUUGAAUCACUCGAACUUCAGCUACAACAAUGGAAGUGUCCGCCAUCGAAUGAUGAAUCUUUGAUUCUCCUUGCAGAGUCAUACCGCAGCUCAGCUCUUUUAUACUUAUAUCGGGUUGUGCGUCGCGAUCUUCCAGAUUUGGAAGAGAGUCUAUCUAUCAAGACCGCCAAUGAAGUUGCCGCAGUCGUUUCCAACAUUGGGAAAAUGCCCACGCGAAGCCUGCCCGAAUGUACAUUACUUUUCCCACUCUUCCUUGCAGGAGGCGAGGCCUCGAAAGAGAUCCACAUCAAGAUCAUCCGACACAAGAUGCUUGAUAUGAUUGACUCUCGCGGGUUCCGAAAUGUAGAAGUGGCUCUUUCAGUACUAGAAAAGCUUUGGCGGCUGAAUCUGGAACGAAAGGCAUUACCUGCUACAAAAGGAACAGUGGACUGGUUGGAUAUUGUUGUGCAAGACGGAGUGUUGCUCUCAUUAUCCUAG
Messenger RNA from Penicillium brevicompactum, 1182 nucleotides. RefSeq names its product fungal specific transcription factor domain-containing protein. Gene Ontology annotation, molecular function: DNA-binding transcription factor activity; transcription cis-regulatory region binding. The record is from RefSeq and is a predicted model, not a curated record. The transcript has 2 exons. NCBI's taxonomy places the organism in Eukaryota, Fungi, Ascomycota, Eurotiomycetes, Eurotiales, Aspergillaceae. Gene Ontology annotation, cellular component: nucleus. Gene Ontology annotation, biological process: positive regulation of transcription by RNA polymerase II. Bases 1 to 1182 code for a protein of 393 amino acids.